AUAUUCAUUUUAAAAAGCAGUAAAAGGCGGCCGCGGGCUUUGCGCUCUCGGGUGCGGAGGACAGCUCGUCUGCGCGGACGUUUAACGCUAAACGCAGGGGACAACCCCCCCUUUAUUGUAUUUCUGCAUCUUUAGAUAGGCGCAUCCUUGCCGGCCUCGUAGAGACAACUGUUGCCGGAGUUGUUGUUAGACUCGCCUGGGAUCGAUCCUGCUCAGAAGACUGCGUAAAAAUCAAAGCUAAACAGUGACAAGUCUGAACUUCAGCUCUAUUGAUGGCACAGCGUCUUGCUGCAGCCCAAACUGUAUUCACCAUCAUGAUAUUCUGACUCUUUCAGCUGUUUUCAUGGCGAAUUCCAACUUGUGUGUUUAUAGGUGCAAACAACAAAAAGAGGCGACCCCCAUGACUUGAAGACUAUUUUUCUGAAGUAUGCCAGUGUGGUGGAGGAUGGAGAGCAUUACAUGACCCCCAGGGACUUUGUACAGAGUUACCUGGGUCUGCAUACACAGCCUCAAUACAAUCCUAAAACUGUGGACCUGAUAGCUGGGGUGGCCGACACCACUAAAGAUGGAUUGAUCUCUUUCCAGGAGUUUCUGGCCUUUGAAUCGGUUCUAUGUGCCCCAGAUGCCCUGUUCAUAGUUGCCUUUCAGUUGUUUGACAAGACUGGCACAGGGAACAUCUCGUUUGAGAAUGUACGUGAUAUCUUCAGCCAGACUACGGUUCAUCACCACAUUCCCUUCAACUGGGACUGUGAGUUCAUCAGGCUACACUUCGGCCAUGCAAGAAAGAAGAACCUCAGCUACACAGAGUUCACUCAGUUUCUGCAGGAGCUGCAGCUGGAGCAUGCCCGCCAAGCAUUUGCACAAAAAGACAAGAACAAAAGUGGCACCAUCACCGCCCUGGACUUCAGCGACAUCAUGGUCACCAUCAGACACCACAUGCUGACUCCUUUUGUGGAGGAGAAUCUGGUUUCAGCUGCAGGAGGCAGCACCUCCCACAUGGUGAGCUUCUCCUACUUCAAUGCCUUCAAUGCCCUCCUCAACAACAUGGAGCUGGUCCGCAAGAUUUACAGCACCCUCUCUGGCACACACAAAGACACUCUUGUCACCAAAGAGGAGUUUGUUCUCGCUGCAAAUAAGUUUGGUCAGAUCACUCCAAUGGAGAUUGACAUCCUGUACCAGCUCUCUGGUCUCCACUCUCACUCCGGGCGGCUGAACCACGCAGACAUCGAGAGGAUAGCCCCGCUGGAGGAAGGAGCCAUGCCGUACCACCUAGCAGGGGCCCAGAGACAGCACGGCCACGAAACGUCUCGGCCCGUCUGGCUCCAGGCUGCGGAGUCUGCCUACAGGUUUACCCUGGGCUCAAUCGCUGGAGCCACCGGCGCCACAGCUGUGUACCCCAUUGACCUGGUGAAGACCCGCAUGCAGAACCAGCGCUCCACGGGCUCCUUCGUAGGAGAGCUGAUGUACAAGAACAGCUUCGACUGCGCAAAGAAAGUGCUCCGCUACGAGGGCUUCUUCGGAUUUUACAGAGGUCUCGUCCCGCAGCUCAUUGGCGUUGCCCCGGAGAAAGCUAUCAAACUCACGAUGAAUGAUUUUGUCAGAGACAAGUUCACCACACAAGACGGUGCCAUCCCUCUUUUCGCAGAGAUUCUCGCCGGCGGAUGUGCUGGAGGCUCCCAGGUGAUUUUCACCAAUCCUCUGGAGAUCGUUAAGAUCCGUCUGCAGGUGGCUGGAGAGAUCACUACGGGCCCCAGGGUCAGCGCCCUGAAUGUUGUGAGGGACCUGGGCUUCUUUGGCCUCUACAAGGGAGCCAAAGCCUGCUUCCUGCGUGACAUCCCCUUCUCCGCCAUCUACUUCCCUGUUUAUGCCCACACUAAGGAGAUGCUGGCAGACGAGGAUGGAAGGCUGGGGCCUCUGCAGCUGCUCACCGCUGGAGCUAUUGCAGGUGUGCCGGCGGCUUCGCUGGUGACCCCUGCCGAUGUCAUCAAGACCAGGCUCCAGGUGGCGGCCCGAGCGGGCCAGACGACAUACAGCGGAGUCAUCGACUGCUUCAGGAAGAUCCUCCACGAGGAAGGUUUCAGGGCAUUUUGGAAGGGCGCAGGAGCUCGCGUCUUCAGGUCAUCACCGCAGUUCGGCGUAACCCUGGUGACCUAUGAGCUGUUGCAGAGAUGGUUCUACGUUGACUUUGGAGGACAUCGUCCGACUGGAUCCGAGCCUAUUCCCAAACCCGGGGCCCGGGAUCUUCCUUCCGUGACCGCUGACCACGUGGGCGGCUACCACCUGGCUGCCGCAACCUUCGCCGGAGUGGAGAGAAAGUUCGGUCUCCACCUGCCAAAGUUCAAGUCUUCUGGGGGGGUGACGAUCAAACCAGCGGCUCCUCCUCAGGCCUCGUAAAACCGUUGUGACUGCAAGGGCUGCAUGCUCCUACGAAACGACUUCACCGAACCAGUUCAAUGCAUCUGAGCGUCUUAUUUUGAAUGCUGCAUGAGUUUGGCUUUUACUGGAUUUCCUUUGCAUAGCUUGCACAAUUUUACUGUACAUAUUGUACUUCUCAACAGAGGGACAUUAUGGCAUCACAGAGGAUUGUAACUGUUGUUUUUUCUUUUUCGUUUUUCUUUUUCGGGUGUGCAAUAAUAGCUUCGGUGUGCAUGUGCCAGUUGCCUUUAAGAGACACAAGGAUGUACAGAUAUUUUCAAAGCGUUUAUUUUAAAAUCACGACCAGGGACGUGGGGAAAUAAUUUAAAGGUAUUUAUUGUAUUUUAUUGAAAUAAAUCAUUCAAACUGUU
Messenger RNA from Mugil cephalus (flathead mullet), 2786 nucleotides. RefSeq names its product calcium-binding mitochondrial carrier protein Aralar1-like. NCBI's taxonomy places the organism in Eukaryota, Metazoa, Chordata, Actinopteri, Mugiliformes, Mugilidae. Bases 460 to 2394 code for a protein of 644 amino acids. Gene Ontology annotation, molecular function: L-glutamate transmembrane transporter activity; calcium ion binding; L-aspartate transmembrane transporter activity. Gene Ontology annotation, biological process: malate-aspartate shuttle; L-glutamate transmembrane transport; aspartate transmembrane transport. The transcript is spliced from 18 exons. The record is from RefSeq and is a predicted model, not a curated record.